AUGACAAUGGCCAAGCUCCUCAACCUCAAGACUUGGUACCAACUCUUUGUGAACAAUUUCCUCGCCAUGGUGGCGGUGGCAUUUGUAGCUGCCGCGCUCCGGCGGGCAUGGCCAGUCAGCAUCGACGAUCUCGCCGGCAGCCUACGCGCCGUGCCGCCGGUCCGCAUCCUCACGGCGGUCAUCCUGACUGCUGGCGUGGCACAGCUGAGGCGCCUGCACCGGCCGCGGGACGUGUACCUCGUGGAGUACGGCUGCUUCCGCCCCAAGCCCUGCUUCCGGGCGCCGUUCGCCACGUGCCUGGAGCACGCCCACUACCUGCCGUACCAGGUCGACCCGGAGAGCGUCAGCUUCUCAAUCCGGCUGCUCGAGCGCUCGGGGAUCGGCGAAGAGACGUGCCUGCCCAACUCGUACCACUACAUGCCCCCGGACCGCAGCCUUGAGGCGGCCCGGGAGGAGACCCAGGAUGUCAUCUUCUCCGCCGUGGACGAGGUGUUCGCCAGGACGAGCGUGAGGCCCGAGGAGAUCGACGUGCUCAUCGUCAACUGCAGCAUCUUCACGCCCACGCCGGUGUUCGUCGACAUGGUCGUCAACAGGUACAAGCUACGUCCGGACGUGCAGAGCCUGAACCUGUCCGGGAUGGGCUGCGGCGCAGGGCUCGUCAACAUCGGCCUGGCCAGGCACCUCCUCCAGGUGGCGCCGCCGGGCACGCACGUCCUGACCGUGUCCACGGAGAUCCUCUCGUCGCAGUACUACAUCGGCAGCGAGCGCGCGAUGCUGCUACCCAACUGCCUCUUCCGCAUGGGCGCCGCCGCCACGAUCCUCUCCAACUUGCCCGAGCGCGCGCGGUUCAGGCUCGGCCGCAUCGUCCGUAGGAUGACGGCCGCACGGGACGCCGACUACCACUGCAUAUUCCAGGAGGAAGACGGCAAGGGCGUCCUCGGCGUCCGUCUCUCCAAGGACCUCACCACCACCGCCGGCCAGGCGCUCAAGAGGAACAUCAUGGCCUUCGGCCCCCUCGUCCUGCCGGUCUCGGAGCAGCUCCUGGUGGCGCUGUCGCUUCUCAAGCGGAAGCUCCUCAGCUGCUGGGGUGCCAAGGUGAGGCUGUACCGCCCGGACUUCCACACGGCGUUCGAGCACUUCUGCAUCCACGCCGGCGGCCGUGGGGUCAUCGACGAGGUGCAGCGCGGCCUCGGCCUCUCCGACGAGGACGUGGAGGCCUCGCGGAUGACGCUACACCGGUUCGGCAACACGUCGAGCAGUUCGGUGCUGUACGAGCUGGCCUACAUCGAGGCCAAGGGCUGCAUGAGGAAGGGAGACCGCGUGUGGAUGAUCUCCUUCGGCUCCGGCUUCAAUUGCAGCAGCGUCGCGUGGGAGUGCCUCAAGGCCGCCAUCGACUCCGACGGGCCGUGGGCCGACUGCAUCCACCGCUACCCGGUGCAGCUCCCAGAAGUCGCCCUGCAGGACAUCUGA
Miscanthus lutarioriparius is the source of this 1470-nucleotide messenger RNA. The record is from the annotation of a GenBank genome assembly. NCBI's taxonomy places the organism in Eukaryota, Viridiplantae, Streptophyta, Magnoliopsida, Poales, Poaceae.